GGCUAAGACCCUAAAUCUCUCUCUAUGGGGGCGUGACGUCGGGUGCGCCCGACCUUCCAUUUCGAAGGAUCGAAGACCUGGUUUCCUGAAGUUGGCUUCCAGAUUCAUUGUCGGUUCGGACGAUAAGUGUUCGCUGUUUUAUUCCCCCUUUCGCUUCCUAGCUCAGGACGUGACUCGUCGGCGACUCGCUGACUGUGGAGAGGAGGAUGUGAUGGUUGAAAGGAAUGGAGGAAAGGAAGGAACUUGAUAGGAACGGAGCGAAUGGUAGUGGCCCUUGUGAUGGUCGGCCUCCGAAUCCGCUCGCGCCCUCCCAUCGGCAGUGCUUGACCAAUAAAAGCGGCACCACGGUUCCGUGCAAGAAGUCACUUGUUCGCCACCCUUCUCUUGUAAAAACAAAGAUGUCGGAUAUCUCUGAUGAUCCAAUCUCGAGUGUGUGGAGUCGUAAGUCUCAGUUUCUUCCAGUGAUUCGCUCAGGAGCAUGUGCUGACAUUGGUUUCCGUACAAGCAUGGAAGAUGUAUAUGUUUGUGUUGACGACUUUGUUCAAGAUUAUGGACUCACUAACAUGGCUGAUGGGCCCAAUGCUUUCUAUGGGGUCUUUGAUGGGCAUGGGGGAAAGCAUGCUGCUGAUUUUGCUUGCCACAACUUGCUGCAGUACAUUAUCAAAGAUGAGGACUUUCCUCAGGAGAUUGAGAAGGUUGUUUCUUCAGCAUUUCUGCAAACUGAUGCUGCCUUUGCAGAAGCUUGUUCUUUUGAUGCUGCACUUUCUUCUGGGACCACAGCUUUGGCUGCGAUUAUUAUGGGAAGAUCGUUGAUAGUUGCUAAUGCCGGAGAUUGUCGAGCAGUGCUUUGUCGCCGUGGGACAGCGAUUGAGAUGUCAAGGGACCAUAAACCAAUCUGCACCAAAGAGAAGGAGCGAAUCAAGGCAUCAGGAGGAUAUGUCUAUGAUGGGUACCUAAACGGACAACUUAAUGUAGCUCGUGCUUUAGGUGAUUGGCACAUGGAAGGAAUAAAAAGUAGGGAAGGAGGGCCACUCAGUGCCGAGCCAGAGCUAAUGAGCAUGGAUCUGACUGAAGAGGAUGAAUUCCUCAUCAUUGGGUGUGAUGGAAUUUGGGAUGUGUUUAGAAGUCAGAAUGCUGUGGAUUUCGCUCGGAGGAGACUUCAGGAGCACAACGAUCCAGUCGUGUGUUGUAAGGAUCUGGUAGAUGAGGCUUUGAAGAGGAAGAGUGGGGAUAAUUUGGCUGCCGUAGUUGUCUGCUUUCAGUCAGGUCCUCCACCCAACUUGAUCGCUCCACGCCCAAGAGUUCAUAGGAGCUUUUCAGCUGAAGGUUUGAGGGAAAUUCAGAGCUACUUAGAUAACUUGGCUGAUUGAGGGGAUAGAGACUGAAUUGAGGUUUUUGUUGGCUUAUUUUCCUCAAAUACUUAGUCGAGAUCAAUUUUUACCAGCUGUAGGAUUAGGUGGUCAUAAAUUUCGAGUUACAAACUGUGAUAUAUGCGGCGUAGUGUCAGCAGUGCUUUUCAUUUUUGUAGAGAUCUGCUCUAAUUUUUUUUUUUUUUGGCUCGGAUCUGCUCUGAGUUCAAAGUGUUGUUUUCGGCCGCUUGAUACCGCGUUCAGUAUUUUCUUAUUGGUUUCUGCAAAUGCACAUCGGUAGACUUACUCCGUAUGAAAGAUUUCACUGUUGGUAACAA
Rhodamnia argentea is the source of this 1687-nucleotide messenger RNA. Its product is annotated as probable protein phosphatase 2C 57. Gene Ontology annotation, molecular function: cation binding; protein serine/threonine phosphatase activity. Gene Ontology annotation, biological process: protein dephosphorylation. The coding region runs from base 225 to 1370 and encodes 381 amino acids. Lineage: Eukaryota; Viridiplantae; Streptophyta; Magnoliopsida; Myrtales; Myrtaceae. The record is from RefSeq and is a predicted model, not a curated record. The transcript has 5 exons.